AUGGCGGUGAAUAAUUGGACCAUAAAUCUGGAAUGCGAUGGGAAAGCUGAAGGAUAUAAACAUGUGCAAAGAGAAAUACAUAGAGAUGAGAUAUGCUUUUUUGACUUGAUUGAUCUGAUCGAGGGUUCUGGGUACACAUCAGUCGACUAUCUAUACUACAAGAGAAAAGAUAGCUUGGCUAUAAUACAACAAGAUUCUGAUGUGAUGGAAAUGCUCAACAAGUGUGAGAGCGAAAACACGCAUAUCCAGCCCCAUCGUGGAAGAGGAGGUACAAGGAAAAAUAAAGGAUUAAAUGUAAUGCAUACUGAAGCACUAUAUGCUAACGAGGUUGAGCAGCAUGAUGAUGAGAACCAGAACACAUCAGAUGAUAUCAAUGAAGAUCAAUGGAAGGCCCUAGUAAAAUAUUGGAAGUCCAGCGAAGGACAAACCCUAAGUGAGAAGAACAAAAUAAGUUGUGAAAUGAAGAAGACAACACAUAUGGCCGGUACAAAGAGUUAUGCUCGUUGGUCUGAGGACAUGGUUGAACUGGAAAAUCUCCUAGACACACAACCAGAGUUAGCACAAAAUAGUGAGGGAGGAGUUGCAUGGGAAGGUGAUGCAUUACAUCGGUUGUUGGGAGAAGAGAAAGCCGGACAAGUGCACACCAUGGGAUUGCUUCCAGUUCCUAAACAAGUUUAUGGUCGAAGAACACACCAUUUUAAGGACAUUAAUAUAGUUUCACUAGAUGGCUCAUCAUCUGAUGUAGAGACUCACAUCUUGGAGGAAAUAAGGCAACUCAAAGAGCAUUCUAGAAUGCAAGACAAAGUUAUUGAAGAACUAAAAAACAAUCAAAGGCACCAUGAGAACCAAGAAGCAACAAUGGUAACAAUGGAAAUUGUGCUAGGAGUGAUCAUAACAAUUCUUAGAAUCAAGCGGUGCUUUCUAAAAGAAAGAGUUCACUGUGUUGCACCGAACCAGAAUGAUGGAUUCCUUGAGCACAGGGAUGAAUUGAAUAAAGAAACAUGUGAGUCUGAAUAUAGUGAUGAUGACAGUCUACUUUUAUCCACCACAAGUAAAACAACAAAGAAACAAAAGGUUGGGUCCAUGGUGCUACUAAUGACUUCAAAAUAUCCUAAUAAGGCUAAUGUGGCCUAUGCAACUCUCUUGAGAACUGAUCCAGAAGCCAUUGUUGGUGGAGUUAAGAUAGGAAGUCAAUUCUACAAAGUGCGUAUCGAUCAUGCUAUAGCAAAAGAUGAGUCAUUAGUGAGGCCUAGGCCUGGGUGCAACAAUAUUUGUGAUGCUCAAGCCAAAGGAGUCUCAAUUGCUUGGCCUUCGAUGUUUGUUCAAAUGAUUAAUGGUUGA
Miscanthus lutarioriparius is the source of this 1341-nucleotide messenger RNA. NCBI's taxonomy places the organism in Eukaryota, Viridiplantae, Streptophyta, Magnoliopsida, Poales, Poaceae. The record is from the annotation of a GenBank genome assembly.